AUGCGGUUGAAAAAGAAAGAAUAUUCAGAAGUUCAGACUCACAAUGGUGUCGUUAGAGGCCAAAAUUUAAUAUACAUGCCAAAUUGUAAUGCAGAGAUCUUUCUCGGGAUUCCUUACGCAAAGCCACCGACUGACCAUCUAAGAUUCAAGAAACCCGAGCCACCUGAUUCGUGGAAUGGCACAUUGAAAUGCAUGAAGUAUCGCGAUCGUUCCGUGCAGAAAGACCAUUUCAUCGAAAGAUUGCUUAUGAAUCGUUGUUCCGAGGAUUGCCUCUAUCUAAACAUCUUUGCGCCGCCAAUUGAGAAAAAUAAGAAAUAUCCGGUUUUCUUCUACAUUCACGGUGGUGGCUUUAUGAUGGACAGCCCUUCGCGGUAUGCGCCCGAGAAGCUUUGCCGGCAAUUUGUGGCCCGCGACGUGCUACUUGUCACAAUCCAAUAUCGCCUUGGAUUUCUUGGAUUCUUCUCCACUGGAGAUGAUGCUUGCCCGGGUAACAUGGGAAUGUUCGACCAAGUUAUGGCGCUUGAUUGGGUUAAGGAAAACAUUUCGGCUUUUGGAGGCGAUCCAAAUGAUAUCACAGUUGGAGGGCAAAGUGCUGGUGGAGUGAGUACCGAUCUUUUAAGUCUUUCACCAUAUUCAAGGACAAAAUUUCACCGCAAGAUUUGCAUGGGUGGAUCGUCGUUCUGUCAUUGGGCUGUGGCCAAGAAAGAGAUCAUUGUUGAUUAUUGCACGGCAAAAGCACGCGCGCUGGGUUGGACUCGAAAGCCAGAAGGUUAUACGACACAGAAAGAAGAAAAUUAUGCAAUGAUUGAUUGGUUAAGAACGAUUCCGGCUAGCAAAUUUGGAGCAACACUCAUUGGUGAGCAAUGUGUUUUUGAGGAAGGACGACUACCAUUGGGGCCCGUCUACGAUGAAGACUUUUUACCGAGAAACGUUCGAGAUCUCCGAGAUGAGGCACCAAAAAUGGCGAGCAUUGUCGGAGUGGGACAAUUUGAGGCUUUGGCAUUUGCUCCUUUGGGUCGACUCCGGUGUGACGAGGAAGAUAUCGACAGAAUGGUGAACGUUUUGAUCGAACAUUCAAAAGAAUUUGAUGAACAGGAAAUUCGAAACAUUAUCAAAAUGGUUUAUGGCAGUCACGAAAGUUUGAUAGGAUCAAAAGAUGCUUUAGCCAAACAUUAUAUUGUGAUGGCUUCUGAUAUCAUUUCAAAUCAUGCAUGUUGGCGCUACAUAAAAUAUUCGCAGAAUACGGAUGUCAACACCUAUGCUUACUCCUUCGACUACAUGAGCCGCCGAAUGUUUGGAUUGUUUGGUCUACUUUUACCUUUUCACGGUCCAACUCAUGGCUCAGAAGUGGUGUAUCUUCUCGAUUUCAACCUCUUUCACUCACUUUUCCAAAAGGACAAAAUUGACAUGAAAAUGGGAGACCUAACAGCGGAUUAUUUUGUCUCAUUUAUUAGAACUGGGAACCCGAACUUGCAUGGGAAAAUGGCACUCAAGGAAUGGCCGCCGGUUGAGCAACAUGGAUCUCCCGAGAAAAUAUUUUCCCUAUCACAACAGCCGGCAAUCAAAAAUGAGGCCUGGGGUUCUCGUAUGCGUCAUUUGGAUAGACUGGUCGAGAAAGCGCUUUGGGUACACGAGCUGUUGUCCUCGUCGUGUCAAGUGAUAAAAGAACCCUCGACAACGCCGAUAACUCCUAUCCCUACUCCAACUCUGGUUCACUCAAAAACAAGUGCAACACUGUUGACGCCAAUUCAAGCCCUCUUGCUUGAUUCUCCAUCUUCGAAAAGUUCCACUCCAUCAUGUUCAUUGCCGCCACUAUCCAUUUCACCGUUUGCAUCUUCAAAUGAAUCAACACGGACUACUUCAUCGCAGAAUUCCGAUGUAUCACUACUUCAUACUCCAGGAAAUAGCUCGACCUCUUCUUCUUCUUCACAUCGACGUCUU
This is a messenger RNA of Mesorhabditis belari, 1941 nucleotides long. Lineage: Eukaryota; Metazoa; Nematoda; Chromadorea; Rhabditida; Rhabditidae. The record is from the annotation of a GenBank genome assembly.